Messenger RNA from Salvia splendens (bonfire salvia), 889 nucleotides. RefSeq names its product RRP15-like protein. The coding region runs from base 2 to 889 and encodes 295 amino acids. Gene Ontology annotation, cellular component: preribosome, large subunit precursor. NCBI's taxonomy places the organism in Eukaryota, Viridiplantae, Streptophyta, Magnoliopsida, Lamiales, Lamiaceae. The transcript has 7 exons. Gene Ontology annotation, biological process: maturation of LSU-rRNA; maturation of 5.8S rRNA. The record is from RefSeq and is a predicted model, not a curated record.
GAUGACAGAAGCAACGCAGUUGGUCGAUGCUAAGAAUGUCGGUAGGAAACGGAAAUCGGGGAACAAGAAGGGGUUGAAUGCGAAGAAAAGGCGAAUGAUGCAUCAAGGCGGUGAAAAGAAGGUUAAAAUUAAUCCAAAAACGAGGAAAUUGUAUCAGAAGAGGGCUAGGGAUUACAAUUCUGACGAGACAGAAGAAGAUGAGGAUCCCCAGCAAGCUCCGAGUGCAGUUGCAGUUGACGAAUCCAAGCAUAUUGGUGAUGGAUUUGAAGGUGGAUUAUCUGACGAUGGUGGUGUGGAGAAUGAAGGGUUUGAGGGAGAGGAAGAAGAGGUAUCGGAAGACGAAAGCGGUAAAAUUCAGCCUGGGAUUGUGAGGUUUUCCGAGGGGAUUAAGGCUUUUAAGUCGGCAUUUAAGAAGAUUGUUAAGAAGAGUGCUGGCGAUGAGGAUGUGUUGGGUCCUGUGUUAUCCGCCAAUAAGAAGCUGUUAGCUGAGAAGCUUGCUGAAGAGGAUUUGGAAAAGAAAGUGAGGGGGGAAGCAAAGAAGGAGAGGCAUAUGAUAAGCGAGAAGGGGCAUGUGAAGCCUGCUGAAUUUUUGGAUGCUCAUGAGAAGCUUCUGUUGGGAGUGGCAACUAAAGGAGUGGUGAAGUUGUUCAAUGCUGUAAAUAAGGCCCAGAAUGCCCAGAAAGGUUUUAAUCCUUUGAUAACAAAGGACGAGAAAGUAAUAAAGCAACGGAGGAAGGAAGCCUUCUUCUCGGAGUUGGGCAGGACAUCAACCCAAUCAGCUGCGACAGUUAUCAAGGUUGGCACCUCAAGUGGCUCUGUGGAUGGUGAAGCUCCUGCAUGGGCGGUGAAGCUCCUGCAUGGGCCCCUCUGCAUGACAAUUACAUGUUGA